Molecule: messenger RNA, 715 nt
Organism: Raphanus sativus (radish)
Lineage: Eukaryota; Viridiplantae; Streptophyta; Magnoliopsida; Brassicales; Brassicaceae
Exons: 1
Coding region: 154-591 (145 amino acids)
Source: RefSeq, a predicted model, not a curated record
GCGUAAGACCUUAACUAACUCUGACACUCUUUUAAUAUCGAACGUGGCGGUAAGUUGUUGUCUUCAAUCUCCUGUCUCCUUUCUUAAACAGAGAACACGAGUUUGGCUUUUCUCACAACACUGUCUUGUCUCGUUGUCAUCAUCAUUCAAACAAUGACUAUCAUAGAAGAACCCAUUCUUUCGAGACUAGAUCGUAUUGAUAUCGUGGUGAGGAAGCUAGAAGAGAUGAAAGGAAGCUCAGGGAGAAGCUCGAGCCCAUCUACUCCAUCGUCUAGUGGGACUAAGCCGUCGUCGUCACUGGAUCUGUCUUCGCCUAGGAGUACAUGGAAGGUUCGGUGCCGUUCGAUGGAGCAAGUGAUGGAAGAGACUGAGAGGAAAGGAAGUUUGCUAGAGAGACUAAACAAUGUGGAGGAGCAAGUUCUUAAGCUGUGUUUGCGGUUUGAUAAAGAAGCUGAAGAAGAGAGAAAAGAAGAGGAUAAGUCGAUGGAGAAGGAGAAGGUGAAGAAGAAGAAGGGGUUGAGAAAGUUGGUAGAUAAAGUAGUUGGAUCUUCUUCUCCGACCAAGAGCCAUUCCAAGAGCUGGCGUUGUUGAACCAUUUUUACUUUGAAUAAUUCAAGUAUUCAACAAGCUUUUCAUCUUUUAAUUUUCUUUGAAGAUUUUGGUUUUUAUUCUCUCUUAUUAGACUGUUUGUAACUGGAUUUUGAUGAUAUACUUC